Messenger RNA from Ruditapes philippinarum (Manila clam), 387 nucleotides. Its product is annotated as DAZ-associated protein 1-like. Gene Ontology annotation, molecular function: RNA binding. The transcript has 3 exons. Gene Ontology annotation, biological process: regulation of gene expression. Bases 1 to 387 code for a protein of 128 amino acids. NCBI's taxonomy places the organism in Eukaryota, Metazoa, Mollusca, Bivalvia, Venerida, Veneridae. The record is from RefSeq and is a predicted model, not a curated record. Gene Ontology annotation, cellular component: nucleoplasm.
AUGUCUUUAUUCCGGACUGUGAUUACAGACAGUCUGUUAGAAUACUUUAGUCAGUAUGGGGAGGUCAUUGACUGUGUUGUUAUGAAGAAUCCAGAGACCGGAAAGUCACGAGGGUUCGGUUUUGUGACCUACAGAGACACAUCAUGUGUGGAUACAGUGUUAUCAGUACCAGCACAUAUUGUAGACGGAAGACAGGUGGAUCCAAAAGCAUGUAACCCAAAAGGUACAAACCGAGGUGGUGGAGGAGGUGCAGGUGGUGGACAGAUGGGUGGAGAACAUAGAAUGAACAGGGGACCUAGAGGCGGGGGAGAGAGGUCCCACAGGGAGAAUAGGAAGAUAUUUCUAGGGGAUCAUUUACUUAAUGUGAUUGAUGAGGGAAGCAUUUAG